CCCGGGAUCGAUACCUUCGGCAGGAAUGUUAGCUCUGUGAGACUAUAGAUAUAAUAAAGAGGAUUUUUUUACAAAGGCAGAGACUCGAAAGGAGAAGAAAAAGGUGAGAGAAAGAGAGAGAUAGAAAUGAUAAAAAUGAUGAUGACAAUAAACAUGAUGGAAUAAUCAGUGAUGCCAACAUGAAAGCAUUAUAGUGUGAUGUUCAGACGUUCAAUUAAACAUUUUAUUUGUGUUUGAGAAAACAAACGAAACGAAACGAAGGAGAAUAAAAGGAAGAAGAAGAAAAAGAAAAGAGACAUUAAAUAGUGUGUUGUUAUUUUUGUGACUUGUGGCAAUAUCUUUCAAAAAGUUGUAAAAAAAAAAAUGUUAAAAAAUACCUAAACGAUCUUCUAGAAAAGAAAAAGGUAAUGUUUCUCUUCCGGUGAGUGUGAAACGAAAAGAAAAAUACGAUAAUAAUCAUAAAAGAGAGGAGUAAUUAAUGAAAAGAGAAGGAGAGUGAGUGCCGGAAAAUUAUCAGUCAAGAGAGAGAGAAAAAAAAAGAGAAAGAAAGAAAAAAAAAGGAAAAUUGAUACCAAAAAAGUUUGUGUUUUGCAAGUGAGGCGCCGAAACGACAAGUGUUUGUGUGGCAUCCUUGGCGCCAGUGCCCGAGGGUCUCCGUGCCUCCCCAGUGCCCCGCGCAGUGCCAACAGGAGCAAGAGCAUGGCACGGUGACGGAGCGGAGGUGACACUCGACCCCCUGAGGUCUUCGAGUAGCAGGCACGCCCCCCAGACCCUCCGAGCGGCCGAGAGGCGCAGGAGGAGGAGGAGGAGGUCUCGCACGCGCGGACCCUCCCGCCAGCCAGCCAACCAGGAGUGGAGGAGGAGGAGGAGGUGGAGGUGGACCUCGAACCUCCGCCACGAUGAUGACGCCUUCGUCAGCGCCGCCCACCGAGGGGGAGCUCCGCGUGGGGCGGGUCCUCUUCACGAUGCAGUGGCGCCUCAUGAGUCAGAUCCUGCUGGCGCUGCCGGUGGUGGGGAUGUUCAUCUGCCUCAUCACGUCACUCAUCUUCCACUCCGACCAUAUCAACAACACCAUCUGCAAGGU
Molecule: messenger RNA, 1084 nt
Organism: Penaeus monodon (black tiger shrimp)
Lineage: Eukaryota; Metazoa; Arthropoda; Malacostraca; Decapoda; Penaeidae
Product: post-GPI attachment to proteins factor 2-like
Biological process (GO): GPI anchor biosynthetic process
Cellular component (GO): Golgi membrane; endoplasmic reticulum membrane
Source: RefSeq, a predicted model, not a curated record